UUCCAUGUCACCGGCCUACAUACACCCUCGCAUGACCCGACCAACAACGUAUAAAGCAACAAAAACACAGCAAAACGAGUCAACAUUGACGGAAAAGGCAAUCUCCGGCGUGGAGCCAUAGCCAUACAUAUGAAAUUUCAAGUAUUUUUAACUAGUGAAAACUGAAAGGUCCGGUCCGUAACCGCAGCGACGCUCCCAAACAAACAAAACCAUUUUGACCAGCAUGGCUUCUCUGGAGUCGGAGGCCGGCUCUGUACGGACCGCCGAAUCUUCCAAUGAAAUCAAACAGAGAGCCAGAAAAAAUAGGACCAACAAGAAGAAGACCAAAAACGGUGCGUUUCGUUACCUCCCCAAAUUUCGGUGCUUUAGUUUAAAAUCGGAAACGACUGACGGUCACGGGAAGGGGAAGGGGAGUUUCGAUAUGGAGGUGGAGGAUGAAGCGGACCCGACCCACCUUGUCAUAAUGGUUAAUGGGCUUAUAGGCAGUGCCGAGGAUUGGAGGUAUGCAGCGACCCAGUUUGUGAAGAGAUACCCAGAAGAUGUUGUUGUGCAUUGCAGUGAAUGUAAUUGUUCAACGUUGACAUUUGAUGGUGUGGAUGUAAUGGGGGAGAGAUUAGCACAAGAGGUUAAAUCUGUAAUAAAACGCCACCAAAGUCUUCAGAAGAUCUCGUUUGUUGGUCACUCAUUAGGUGGCCUUAUAGCAAGGUAUGCCAUUGGCAGGCUUUAUGAACGCCACACAACAAGGGAACUUUCUCAGGAAAAUGGAGAAUGUAGGGGCAAUGGAUUUGAGGAUCCAUCGCUGGAACAGAAAGCGAAAAGCAAAAUUGCUGGGCUGGAGCCCGUGAAUUUUAUAACGUCUGCAACUCCGCACCUCGGUUCAUGGGGGCAUAAACAGGUUCCAGUGUUUUGUGGCUUUCAAAUCCUUGAAAAAGCAGCAGCUCGUACUUCAUGGUGUUUAGGUAGAACUGGAAGACAUCUGUUUUUAACUGAUAGGGAUAAAGGAAAACCUCCCCUUUUACUUCAGAUGGUUUAUGAUUCUGAAGAUCUUAAAUUCUUAUCUGCAUUGAAGUCCUUCAGGCGUCAUGUUGCCUAUGCAAAUGCUCAUUAUGAUCACCUCGUGGGAUGGAGUACGUCUUCUAUACGUCCUAAGAAGGAGCUGCCAAAGCUUAAACAUUUAUCCAGAGACAACAAAUAUCCACAUAUUGUAAAUGAGGACAUGAUAAACACCGCUAGUACUCAAGAAGAAGUUGCUUUGGAGGACGACGUGAAUAUUGACUUCGAAGAGGAAAUGAUCAGAGGUUUGACCAAGGUGAGCUGGGAAAGGAUUGAUGUAAGUUUUAGUGGAAGUAGACAAAAGUACCUUGCACAUAAUACCAUUCAGGUGAAAACUUAUUGUAUACAUUCUGAUGGAGCUGAUGUGAUCCAACACAUGGUGGACAAUUUUCGUAUAUGACAUGGUCAGUGAAUAAAUUUGCUAUCAACUGAAAGCCAUCAGAAUCUCCUAUGCCCUACGACGCCCUUUUCUUGGCAAAGAGAAGGGACUACGGGAGUGUUGUCAACAUUCCAGCCUCAGAUGAGAAUUUUAAACCUACUUUUGGGUGUGAAAGGAAAGAGACAGUCAUGGAGCAUCAAUACAAAGAAUACAAACAUAACCCCUGCCGAUUCCACAUGUACAUGUCUCUUGAAGAAAGUAGUAAUACUUGAAGCUGCUCAUCAGCCGAUGUGAUACUACUAGUUAUUUUCUUCUCUACAUUAUCAUUGAGGUCAUAUUUAGGAACUCAUAAUCCCAGUUGAGCAUUUAUAAUCUCUAUAGUAAUAAAUAUGAAGCAGCUUGUGCCGCGUAAAACACACGCUCAUAGGGUAAUGCCCUGUUACCAGAUACCUUGUCCGAUGAGUCGAUGAUACUAAUUCUGAAACAUAAAUGUAGUUAUCAGAGAUCCUA
Molecule: messenger RNA, 1942 nt
Organism: Rosa rugosa (rugosa rose)
Lineage: Eukaryota; Viridiplantae; Streptophyta; Magnoliopsida; Rosales; Rosaceae
Product: putative lipase ROG1
Exons: 10
Coding region: 224-1453 (409 amino acids)
Source: RefSeq, a predicted model, not a curated record